AUGGCAUUCAAAUUCAACUUUACUAAUGAGGAUCUCGACCUCGAAGAUAAUGAAGAAAAUCAGCAAUUGGAAUCGAGUCUCCAUGAUUUGAGCAUUGACGAAAAGAAGGAAGCAUUAAACCAAAUCCCUAGCCGAGAGUACGAUAUUUUUUCUUCACCUUUACCAAAUGUCAUUCAAGCUGAUAUUCUUCACAUUCCUAAUCUCGAAAAACCACUAAUGAAGCGUACAUUAGCUGAUGUCAAGUUUCAAAUGGCCGAGCAAGACAAUCUCGUCGAUGAUACACAAGAAGCAGAUGUUGUCAACAUGUUGAACUUGAGCGGCAAUACUGAUUUGAUCAAAGGUGUAUACGAGGGUGGAUUCAAGACUUGGGAAUGCUCCAUUGAUAUGGUGCAGUAUCUAUCAGGAUUACCAGAGGAACAAAUUACAAAUAAGCGAGUUUUAGAGCUUGGUUGCGGCUCAUCUCUUCCAUCACUGUACUUGUUAUCCCACAGCAGCACCAAUCGAGUCGACGUCCAAGAUUACAACGACCAAGUCAUCCGCUACAUCACUAUACCAAACAUCCUUUUAAACACCGUAUUGACUGUUCAGGAACCAUCAGCAGCUAAAAACGAGGAAAAUCAGGAGCCAUCAGAUUCUGAGGUAGAUUCAGAGGAUGAAGAAGAGGAGGAUGACGAGGAAGGAAAGCGCAUUGAAGAAGAUGCGGAUACAUGUGAUGCAGAGGCCGAGAUUUUAAGUGAAAACAUUCCCACCAUGUUGCAACAACUUUCAUCUCGCACAAGAGCAUUUGUAGGUGAUUGGAGUUCUUUGCCCGGACAAUUGGACGUCGAUCAUGAAAAGUACGAUAUGAUUGUUACAUCUGAAACUAUCUAUGCAGAACACGCCUUGCCUGAUUUGAUUAGCGUGUUCCAAAAAGCACUCAAAAAACCUGAUGGUGUCUGUUAUGUCGCUGCCAAAACUGUCUAUUUCGGUGUGGGUGGAGGCAUCUUGCCCUUCUGCAAUCUGUUGGUCAAGACAAAAGACUGUGAUGGCGAUAAGCUCAAGUACGAGAAAGUGUUUGAGAGCGAAAGCACUGUCAAGAGAGAAAUCCUUAAGGUCUCUUGGGAUUUGUAG
Messenger RNA from Mucor velutinosus, 1110 nucleotides. RefSeq lists its product as uncharacterized. The transcript has 6 exons. The coding region runs from base 1 to 1110 and encodes 369 amino acids. The record is from RefSeq and is a predicted model, not a curated record. Gene Ontology annotation, molecular function: protein-L-histidine N-tele-methyltransferase activity. Lineage: Eukaryota; Fungi; Mucoromycota; Mucoromycetes; Mucorales; Mucoraceae. Gene Ontology annotation, biological process: peptidyl-histidine methylation, to form tele-methylhistidine.